Messenger RNA from Penicillium angulare, 1386 nucleotides. Its product is annotated as glycoside hydrolase family 76 protein. Gene Ontology annotation, molecular function: mannan endo-1,6-alpha-mannosidase activity. Gene Ontology annotation, biological process: fungal-type cell wall biogenesis; carbohydrate catabolic process. Lineage: Eukaryota; Fungi; Ascomycota; Eurotiomycetes; Eurotiales; Aspergillaceae. The coding region runs from base 1 to 1386 and encodes 461 amino acids. The record is from RefSeq and is a predicted model, not a curated record. The transcript has 4 exons.
AUGCAGAUCAACGGAAGCAGGUCAAUAUGGACGGCCGUCCUAUACAUUCUGACACUGGGUCGCCAAGUCUUGGCUAUCGAGCUAGAUGUCACGGACAAAGACUCGAUUAAAAAUGCCGCCAAUGUCGCGACCUACGCGAUGAUGACAUACUAUACGGGAAAUGAAACUGGUGGAAUUCCUGGUGCAUUUCCCACCAAGUGGUGGGAAGGCUCGGCCUUGCUGAUGGCCCUGCUUAACUACUGGCACUUUACGGGAGAUGAUUACUACAACGAUGAACUGAGUGUUGCCCUACAGUGGCAGGGAGGUGAUCAGGGAGAUUAUAUGCCAUCAAACUACAGCAGUUUCCUGGGUAAUGAUGACCAAAUGUUCUGGGGUCUCGCAGCCCUAACCGCGGCUGAAUACAAACUUCCCGAUCGCUCCACUGGAUUCUCUUGGCUUCACCUCGCACAGGGUACCUUCAACACCCAAAAGGCACGAUGGGACACAACCAUGUGCGAUGGAGGCCUACGAUGGCAGAUCUGGGCUUAUGAAGGUAGUGGAUACUACCUGAUGAAUGCCGUUUCCAACGGUGGAUUCUUUCAGCUGGCUGCUCGCCUCUACCGAUAUACCAAUAACACUGACUACUAUGAUUGGGCUAAGAAGUCAUGGGAUUGGUCAACUAGCGUACCUUUAGUCAACAACAAAACAUGGACUAUUGCGGAUUCGACUGAUGGGCAAGGAGGCUGCGCGAAUGGGGAUGCUGUCCAAUGGACCUACAACUAUGGAAUUUACAUGGGAGGUUGUGCCUAUUUGUAUGCCCAAACACAAGACGCGUAUUGGCUUAAGUGCGUAAAUGGUCUCAUGGAUACACUCUUCAGUUCGUUUUUCACCGCAAAGAACGACUACAUCAUCGAAGACUGGGAAUGUGAGCCUACAGCGCAGUGCAACGACAAUGAAAUCCUUUUCAAGGGUCUCGUCGUCUCAUGGCUCGCAAACACAGCACUUUUGAUCCCAUCACUGUACGAUGAAAUUCUUGCCAAGCUGCAGUCUACCGCUGCGGGAGCAGCCAAAUCAUGCUCAGGCAACAAUAACAAUACUUGCGGUGUAGCUUGGUACAAACAGGAGUGGGAUGGCUUACAAGGAAUGGAAGCACAGAUUAGCGCCAGCAAUGCGUUCAGUGUUCUGAUGCUGAAGUGGUUGAAUGGGACAGACAAUGCUGCCCCAGUCACGUCCACAACAGGUGGAAACAGUACUGGUGAUACGAACGCCGGUGAGGAUGAUAACAAGGGUUCCUCAACCAAUGCGUCCCCUAUUACCACUGGUGACAGGGCGGGAGCUGGAAUCCUCACUGCUGUAUUUAUCUGUGGCAUAGUUGGCAUGGCCGUCUUCAUGCUUCUUGGACCUUGA